GACUUGGGGUGCUCCAAACUCGCCACAUCCACGGCAUAACAUAUCUCAACUCGUCAGCCAUGUCGGUGCCUGACUACUAUAGCGUGCUGGGGCUGGAGCGAGACGCCCGACCGACACAGAUCAAGAAGGCGUAUUUUCAGCUGGCGAAAAAGAUGCAUCCAGACCGACACCAUGGCACUGACAUUGAGAAAGGGGCCACCCAUGCCUUCGAACAUCUCCAGAAAGCCUACAAUGUGCUAUCGAAUCCUGAGAAGAGGCGCCAAUACGACGCUUCGCUGGGCACGCGCCCCGGCGAAGGCUCUGCCGCGCAAGCCUUGAGAGGUCAGAGAGGCUCACCCGGAGGACCUUCCUGGCUCCAUUCGCAGGCAGAAACGAGGCCCACAACAUCUCUGAACUUGAGGAGAAUCUUGCGCCCUUGGAGCAAGUCAUCUUCCAGGCCAAGAUAUUUGGGCCCUUUCGUGUUUGUGAUGGGCGUUUUUGCCAUGUCUCGUGGCAUUCCCAUGGCGACCAUGUAUUUGUUGGAGGAUGAAAAGCUAGCGCCGAAGCAGUGAAUCCAGCCUCGCUUUGUCCGGUCCGUUGGGAGUUGCGCAGCUGUGUCCCUU
Messenger RNA from Cladocopium goreaui, 602 nucleotides. The record is from the annotation of a GenBank genome assembly. NCBI's taxonomy places the organism in Eukaryota, Dinophyceae, Suessiales, Symbiodiniaceae.